GUUUACUACCAACAACACCACCAACGCCAAAUUUGAUAGGUGGUGGACGGGUGAAGUGAAAGAAAACUCAUUUUAAUUCCAUUCUUUCUAUUCGUAUAUGUGUAAUUUAAAUGAAAUUUGAUAACUUAGUUUCGUAAAAUAAUCCUUAGACUGUGCAUUCCCGUUGAAAGAGCCGGACGUGUAGAUUAAAAUGGCAGAUUUUCUGGAAUCUGAAGCGGAGGAGAGCGAGGUUGAAUCCGAUGACGAGCAACCAGCAGAGCGCAAAAAGCCAAAGCGUAAAGCUGCAGUCCAGAGUGAUGAUGAGGAGGAGGAUGAAGAAGAUGAUGAAGACAGACUCAGAGAAGAGUUAAAAGAUUUGAUAGACGACGCACCUAUAGACGAGGACAGUGACGGGGAGGACUCGGAUGCCAGCGCAGGGCCAAAAAAAAGAAAAAAAAGUGAUGACGAACUGGAUGAUAGGCUAGAGGAUGAAGAUUAUGAUCUCAUUGAGGAGAAUCUUGGUGUAAAAGUUGCUAGGAAUAAAUUCAAGCGUCUGCGCCGUUUGGAAGACGACGACAGCGACAAUGAAGGAGCUGAUGACCCUGAGCUGGAGAGAGAAGUCAUUGCCGAGAAGCUGUUUGUUGCUGGCUCUGAUGAGGAGGAUGAGAACCGGUCCGAGUCCGCAGCCCCUCGGGAAGUGGAAUACGACGAGGAGGGCGAGGAAGGUGAAUCAGACGCCGACGAUUUCAUCGUCGACGACGACGGCAAGCCCAUCGCUAAGAAGAAACGGAAACCUAUAUUUACUGAUGCGUCUUUACAAGAAGGCCAGGACAUAUUCGGCGUAGAUUUCGACUACGACGAGUUCGACAAGUAUGGCGACGAGGAUUCAGAAGAGGACGAGGAGGAGGACUUGGACCAGUAUAUUUCUGACGACGAGGAGGAAGGUGAAAGGAAACGCACAAAGAAAGGCAAGGCCAAGCGUCCAAGCAAGAAAUCUAUCUUCGAAAUAUACGAGCCUAGCGAACUCAAGAGAAGCCACUUCACAGACCUGGAUAAUGAGAUCCGCAAAACCGACAUUCCGGAGCGCAUGCAAAUCCGCGAGGUGCCCAUCACCCCCGUGGCCGAGGGCAGCUCUGAACUGGAAGACGAGGCCGAAUGGAUAUACAAGCAGGCCUUCCUCAAGCCACCCGUCUCGAAAGCGGACUCGCAGGAGUCCCGCGAAAGGACUCGACGGGGCCCAAGCACCGUGGUUAAGAUCCGACAGGCGCUGGACUUCAUGAGAAAUCAGACGCUGGAAGUUCCGUUCAUAGCGUUUUACCGCAAGGAAUACGUGCAACCGGAGCUUAGUAUCAAUGAUCUUUGGAAGGUCUACAAGUAUGAUGCUAAGUGGUGCCAGCUAAAACAGCGCAAGGAGAACCUCCUCAAGCUGCUGGAGAACAUGCGAGAGUUCCAGCUGGACAAGGUGAUGCUGAACCCCGACGCGCCCAUACCCGAGAACAUGAGGCUCAUCAAGGAUGAGGACAUCGACAGGCUAAAGAGCGUGCAAUCACCAGAAGAGCUCCGCGACGUGCACACACACUUCCUGCUCUACUAUUCCAGCGACCUGCCCGAGAUGCAGAAAGUGCAGCGUACUAAGGAGAAGAAGCGGGAAAUCGAGGAGAAAAAACGAGCAGCUCGCGCGGAGGCCGAGCGCAACGGUGAGGAUCCCGAAGAGGCCGCCGCGAGCGUUGAAGCCAUGCCUGAUGAAGAAGAUGUCAUCGAAGUGAAAUACGCAGCGCGCUCCGGCCCUUAUGAGCUGUGCCGUCGCGCUGGCAUCGAUGGCCUCGUGAAAAUGUUCGGUCUGACGCCUGAGCAGUUUGCGGAGAACGUGCGAGACAACUACCAACGGCAUGAGGUUGAGCAGCAACCCAUACCGCCGCUGGAGGCUGCCGCACCUUUUGUGGGUGCCAGUGGGUCAGCGCAAGAAGUUCUACGGCGGGCGGUGUACAUGUGCGGAGUACAGCUGGCACGCGAGCCGCAACUCCGGGGAACGUUGCGAGAUGCGCUCCGUGAACGAGCCACUGUAUCGGCGAAGCCUACUGCCCGCGGUCUGAAGGAGAUCGAUGAGAGUCACGCGUGCUACAAUAUGAAAUACCUGAAGAAGAAGCCAGUCCGCGACCUGACGGGCGACCAGUUCCUGCGACUGACCAUGGCGGCAGAAGACAAAUUGCUAGACCUCACCAUCAGCGAGAACAUCGAGGGUAACACUGGGCCAAACUAUCUUGAGGAACUCAAAAAUUUGUAUCAAAAGGACGAGUUUGCGGCAACGGUGCAGGCGUGGAAUGAGCUGCGCGCCGAGGCCGUGACCAUCGCCUUCUCCAAGAUCGUGAUGCCCGAGAUGCGGCGCGAACUCAACGCCCUGCUGCUGCAGGAGUCCAAGGAAUACGUGCUCAAGUGUUGUCGGCGGAAAUUAUACGACUGGUUGAAAGUGGCGCCGUACGAGUCGAGAGUUUCGGAUGACGACGACGAAGAAUGGGACACCAAUAAUGGCCUCCGAGUGGUCUCCAUCGCGUACGUGCCGGACCGGCAGCACUCCGCGUUCGCGUGCCUGUGCGCGGGCGGCGGCGAGGUGGCCGACCACCUGCGCCUGCCGCACCUGCUGUACCGCCGCAACGCCUGGGACGCCAUGGAGCGGCUCAACAAGGAGGCCGACAUGACCGCGCUGCGAAGAUUCAUCCUCCGCAAGAAACCGCAUGUGAUAGUUAUCGGCGGCGAAUCCCGCGAGGCGCUGAACAUCAAAGCGGACGUCAUCGAGGUGGUUCAGCAGCUGGUCGAAGACGAACAGUUCCCGCGUAUACCCGUGGAGAUAGCUGAUAACCACAUCAGCAAGAUCUACAGCAACAGUUUGCGCGGAAGGAAUGACUUCAGAGAAUAUCCAGAAAUCCUCCGCGAAGCCAUCUGCCAAGCGCGCCUUCUUCAAGAUCCGUUGAUGGAGAUCUCUACACUGUGUGGGCACGACGAGGAGAUACUGUGCUUCCGGUACCAUCCGCUGCAGGACCAGAUCGCUAAGGAAGACCUGCUCGAGGGCAUCGAGCUGGAGUUCGUCAACAGGGUGAACGAAGUCGGCGUUGACGUAAACGAGGCCAUUCUAACGGGCAGAGGUACGGAACUGCUUCAGUUCGUAUGCGGUCUGGGACCAAGAAAAGCCCAAGCCCUAAUUAAACUCUUCAAACAAACCAACCAGAAGUUAGAGAACAGAACACAACUCGUCACAUUCUGCCAUAUGGGACCUAAAGUAUUCAUCAACUGCUCGGGUUUCAUCACAAUUGACACAAGCAGCUUAGGAGACAGUACGGAAGCGUACAUAGAAGUUCUAGACGGUUCCAGAGUACACCCAGAAACGUAUGAGUGGGCGCGGAAAAUGGCAGUAGACGCUUUAGAAUAUGAGGACGAAGAUGCCAACCCAGCCGGUGCUUUAGAAGAAAUUUUAGAAGCCCCUGAGAGGCUAAAAGAUCUAGACUUGGAUGCGUUUGCUGAAGAGUUAGAACGACAAGGCUUCGGUAAUAAGAGCAUAACCCUAUACGAUAUACGAGCGGAAUUGAACUCUAGGUACAAGGAUCUUAGGGUGCCUUAUCGCUCGCCGACGCCCGAGGAACUGUUCGACAUCUUGACCAAAGAGACUCCCGAAACAUUCUUCGUAGGUAAAAUGGUGCUGGCUUCUGUUGUGGGGAUCACGCACAGGAAACCUCAGAGAGAAAUGCUCGAUCAGGCUAAUCCAGUGAGGAAUGAUGAGACCGGGCUCUGGGAGUGUCCAUUCUGUCAUAAAAACGAUUUCCCAGAGUUGUCAGAGGUGUGGAAUCAUUUCGACGCAGGCGCUUGCCCGGGCCAGGCCACGGGGGUCCGCAUCCGGCUCGACAACGGUCUCUCGGGCUACAUCCACAUAAAGAACCUCUCAGACAGACACGUGGCAGACCCGACCGAACGCGUGCGCAUUGGCCAGACCGUACAUUGUAGGAUCUUGAAGAUUGACGUAGAGCGGUUCUCUGUGGAUUGCUCGAGUAAAUCGUCGGAUUUGUUGGAUAAAAAUAACGAAUGGAGGCCUUCAAAAGACCCAUACUAUGACCAAGAAGCUGAAGACAAAGACGUGCGCAAAGACAAAGAGACGAAACAAACAAAAGAGCGGAUGCAAUACGUGAAGAGAGUCAUCGUCCACCCGGCCUUCCACAACAUCUCGUUCGCGGAGGCCGAGAAACUGAUGGAGAACAUGGCGCAGGGAGAGGUCAUCGUGCGACCGAGUAGCAAGGGGUCUGACCAUCUCACAGUUACGUGGAAGGUAGCCGAUAGCAUCUGUCAACACAUUGACGUUCGAGAGGAGGGCAAAGAAAAUGCUUUCUCGUUAGGCCGAAGUCUCUGGAUUCAAGGCUCUGAAUUCGAGGAUCUCGAUGAAAUCAUCGCGCGCUACGUCACUCCCAUGGCCGGUCACGCGCGCGACCUCAUCUCCUACAAGUACUACAAACCGCUCGGUGGAAUGCGAGACAAAGCCGAGGAAAUACUCAAAGAGGACAAAUCAAAGAACCCCAACAAGAUACACUACGUGAUAUCGGCGGCGAAGAACCAUCCAGGUAGAUUCCUACUGUCUUAUCUACCUCGAGCGCGCUGCACGCACGAAUACGUGUCGGUGACUCCAGAUGGUUACAAAUUUAGGCAGAGGAUGUUCGACUCUCUAGGAGGUUUGCUCAAAUGGUUUAAGGAGCACUUUAGGGAUCCUCCGCCCCACGGCACGCCGGCAGCGCGCACUCCCGCCAUGAGAACGCCGCACGGAAUGUCCUCCAUGUACCACACACCCGCCGCGCACACGCCCGCGUUCCACACCCCCGCACACACACCCGGGCCCGCGUACAUCAACACUCCCUACACGCCGUCCGCUCAAACUCCGUACAUGACGCCGUUCGCGACCACACCCAGGCAACCAGACUUCCUGACGCCCGCGGUGAUUCCCCGCCACAAACCGGCGCCGGUGCCGGUUUACCAGGAGCCAUCCGAUUGGCAGAAGGCGGCCGAGGACUGGGUGCGGCAUAGGACCGUGCGCGACACCCCGUCGACGCCCCGCAGCAGCGAAGGCAUGUCCACUCCGCGACAGUCGAGCCGCACGCCCCGCAUGGACUCCCGCUCGACGCCCCGCCACGACUCCCGCACGCCCCGCCACGACUCUAGAAGCACCCCGCGGUCGCACUCGGGCAGACAGUCGCGCGCGCAGUCGGUGCGCUCGACGCCGCAGACCAACACGUCGCCGCGGUCGAUGUCGCUCGGCGACGCCACCCCGUUGUACGACGAGAACUAAGCGAAGACUGCUUAAUGUAAGGAUGUAUUUUUAUUUUUGUACCGCGGAUGCUGAGGCGUUUCCCCGCGACGGAACGUUUGUAAGGGAACGAUUUCUUUACACCUCGAAGCUCGCAUUUCUGUCGGCCGGUGUAUUAAAGUGAUUGUUCUCUUGUGACGGUGAGGAACGUCGACGGAUUUGUAUGAUUACGAAUGAAAUGUUAAACAUUUAUAGCUAAUUAUACGACAAUUAUGUGUAUUGAAUGACAUGACUUAAUCCUAGUCUUUAAAGUUUCGAAAAUUUAAGCUCGAUGACUUGUUUUUCUUAACUUGUAUAGACGAACACUUUAUCCUGUUGCCACUAAAAGAUCCAAUGUAAAAAUCUUCCUUUAUCCGGCAUAUUAGAAUAGGUAUUUUAUAUAUCUAAAUGUGGCUAACGAUUGUAAUUAUCAUAAUUAUUUAUUAUUUCUGAAAUCCAAGGAUUGUGCUAGAUAAUAUUAUCUUUAAUAAUGUUUAUUUACCAAGUUAAGUUGGUAUUUCUUUGACAUCAGAUAGUCUGAAAUUGUGACUAAAUAAUUAUGAACUCUAUUGGAAUCAAAUUGUUUCAACUAUCACACUUACUGUGUCAAUUUAUAUCAAAAUUGUCUGCUCGACUUCUAGCGGAUUGGCCUGUUUGUUACAAGAGAACUUCUAAGUUAUAUGUAUCCUAAUUUCCGGUAUUCCAGGAAGUCCCUGGAAAUUUAUUAGCAAAUUUAAAUUGAGUCCGCCUCCAUACUACUCAACAACAACGCGGUGUAGGCCGAAGUUUAGGUAUAAAACCAUCCGAAUUUCCGAUCCCUGCUUCUAACCCUGACAUCACUCUGAUUUAGGGGAAAAGUCAAACGUUAUGAAGUAAGAACUUACUCCACAAAUUGUCCUUUUUUCGUUAUGACAUUAUUUUCAUACAACAGAGUGGAUUUUUUUUUUACUAUUUUACUUUAUUAGGUACACUAAACAGAAAUCGUACAAUAACAUGAGAAACAUACAAUUCACAUUAUGGCUUAAGAACUAGCACGAGAUCCAAAACAAGUGUACACAGCGUGUUUUACAAUUCAGCGGAAAUGUUACAAAUUAGUUUAACUAUCAUAGCUACAGUGAAAAUAUCAGAAAACAAAUAACUAUCUAAACAUUACAAUAUAAGGGAGUAAUAAACUUUACAUUAUUAAGGUUAAACUACACAAAUUAGGACAAUUUUGAUAUGGAUUGACCACAAGUAAUGGCAAUUAUUGUCAUUGAACACUAAUAACACUAUCUAGUAAUUAGUAGUUUAAGUUUUGAGCCUGAGAAGUGACCCAUAUACAGAUGCCUUAGAGAUGGUUAGUGACAUUGUUAAGGGUUUUCGCACACUUGGGUCAAGAUCGCGUACCAGGCAAGCAUGUGUGCGUACGCCCUAACCACAGCUGUUCUCUCAAUCAUAAAUGAAUAAACGUUGACAAGGAC
This is a messenger RNA of Cydia strobilella, 6756 nucleotides long. It is a transcript of the gene Spt6, whose product is annotated as transcription elongation factor SPT6. Lineage: Eukaryota; Metazoa; Arthropoda; Insecta; Lepidoptera; Tortricidae. Gene Ontology annotation, biological process: nucleosome organization; transcription elongation by RNA polymerase II; transcription elongation-coupled chromatin remodeling. Gene Ontology annotation, cellular component: transcription elongation factor complex. Gene Ontology annotation, molecular function: DNA binding; histone binding; nucleosome binding. The transcript is spliced from 25 exons. The record is from RefSeq and is a predicted model, not a curated record. Bases 191 to 5299 code for a protein of 1702 amino acids.